CUCGAAGUCUGCGAGGCCUCGGUGGGCGCUGAGAGCCUAGCGCCACAGCCCGCGCGACUCGCCGAGCCCGGCCCGCCCCGGGGUCUAUGGGGCCGCUCCUCUGCUGCGCCGCCCGGCCGGCCCCACGCCGUGCCCGGAGCCUGACCCGUGGCCAGAAUUUACACCCCAGGUUCUGCUCCACGGCGGGGUGUAGAAGUCACACUCAGGCUCUGCCCCACCUCCGGAGUGUUGAAUCAACUUUCAACAUCCCGUCCCGUUCCCGGGGCCCCAAGAGGCGAGGCUCGUCCCCCAACCCCAGACCCCUGAGUCUCCGGGCCCCGCUGACGCCCCCUCCGCGCCGCCCGCCCAGCCUGCAGGCGCAGCGCAAGGAGAAGUCCCGUAACGCGGCGCGCUCGCGGCGCGGAAAGGAGAACCUGGAGUUCUUCGAGCUGGCCAAGCUACUCCCGCUGCCCGGAGCCAUCUCCAGCCAGCUGGACAAGGCGUCCAUAGUGCGCCUCAGCGUCACCUACCUCCGCCUGCGCCGCUUCGCCGCUCUCGGGGCGCCACCCUGGGGGUUGAGAUCCGCGGGGCCUCAGGCUGGCCUAGCCCCAGGCCGCAGGGGCCCCGUGGCGCUGGUCUCCGAAGUCUUUGAGCAGCACCUGGGAGGACACAUCCUGCAGUCCCUGGACGGCUUCGUGUUUGCCUUGAACCAGGAAGGGAAGUUCCUCUACAUCUCAGAGACAGUCUCCAUUUAUCUGGGUCUCUCACAGGUGGAGCUGACGGGCAGCAGCCUCUUCGACUACAUUCAUCCGGGGGACCACUCCGAGGUGUUGGAACAACUGGGGUUGCGGGCCCCGACCCCCGGGCCCCCCACCCCGCCCUCCGUCCCCUCCUCUUCCUCCUCCUCCUCCUCGUCCUCCUCGCUUGCGGAUACCCCUGAGAUCGAGGCCAGCCCCACCGAGGUGCCCCCCUCCUCCCGCGUCCAGGAGCGCUCCUUCUUCAUCCGCAUGAAAUCCACCCUCACCAAGAGGGGGCUGCACGUCAAGGCCUCAGGGUACAAGGUCAUCCAUGUGACCGGUCGCCUUCGGGCCCGCGCCCUGGGCCUUGUGGCCCUUGGCCACACGUUGCCCCCGGCCCCACUGGCUGAGCUGCCGCUGCACGGACACAUGAUCGUCUUCCGACUCAGCCUGGGUCUCACCAUCCUUGCUUGUGAGAGCAGAGUCAGCGACCACAUGGACCUGGGGCCCUCGGAGCUAGUGGGCCGCAGCUGCUACCAGUUUGUCCAUGGACAGGAUGCAACCAGGAUCCGCCAAAGCCACCUGGACCUGCUGGACAAGGGCCAGGUGAUGACCGGUUACUACCGUUGGCUGCAGCGCGCCGGGGGCUUCGUGUGGCUGCAGUCCGUGGCCACCGUGGCCAUGAGCGGGAAGAGCCCUGGAGAGCGCCAUGUGCUCUGGGUCAGCUACGUGCUCAGUCAAGCCGAGGGGGGCCAGAUACCUCUGGACGCCUUCCAGCUUCCGGCCAGCGUGGCCCAUGAGGACACGUCCAGCCCGGAGCCAGCACCCACAGUGUCAGAGCCUCCAGUGGAAGGAAAGCAGGCCGUCCCCCCGCAGGAGGACAAGGCCCCCCAGCCCCGGGGCAAACCCAUCAAAGUGGAGCCCGGCCCGGGGGAGACUGAAGACCCGGAGGACAGUGGGGAUGAGAAGCCGUCUGGCCACCUGGCCCCAACGAGGCCCGAGUUCACGUCGGUCAUCCGGGCUGGGGCCCUGAAGCAGGACCUGGUGGGGCCGUGGGGCCUGGCGCCUCCUGGGGACCCCCCACCUUCCCUCCUGCACACUGGCUUCCUGCCCCCCGUGGUGCGGGGCCUGUGCGCGCCUGGCACCAUCCGCUACGGCCCUGCUGAGCUGGGCCUCGUGUACCCGCACCUGCAGAGGCUGGGCCCAGGCCCCCCCCUCCCCGAGGCCUUCUACCCCGCGCUGGGCCUGCCCUACCCGGGGCCCCUGGGCACCAGGGUGCAGCGGAAGGGGGACUGAGGACUGGAACAGCCCCCAACGUGGCCGGACCUGGGGGAUGGGUGGGGACCAGGGCUCUCAGCCCCAGUGAAUUAAACGCCUGCUCCCGCUCUGUGGCUCCUCUCUGGGGUCAAGGA
Messenger RNA from Mesoplodon densirostris (Blainville's beaked whale), 2128 nucleotides. It is a transcript of the gene NPAS1, whose product is annotated as neuronal PAS domain protein 1. Bases 87 to 2012 code for a protein of 641 amino acids. The record is from RefSeq and is a predicted model, not a curated record. The transcript is spliced from 11 exons. Gene Ontology annotation, molecular function: protein dimerization activity; DNA-binding transcription factor activity, RNA polymerase II-specific; RNA polymerase II transcription regulatory region sequence-specific DNA binding. Gene Ontology annotation, biological process: regulation of transcription by RNA polymerase II. Lineage: Eukaryota; Metazoa; Chordata; Mammalia; Artiodactyla; Ziphiidae.